UAAACACUUCAUAUAUUUUUGGUUUAAGAUUCUGAUUGUUAGAAUGAAAGAUUUUUAUUAUUACGUCACUUUUCUUUCCGUAUUUUGUGGAAUAUUUUGUAUUGAAUAUGUUUCUGGUUUUCCUUCCAAUAUUAAACAAUGUCAAAUCGGUGAUGAUUCUUGUAUAAUAUCAACUAUGAAUGAAAUUAUACAUAAUGCUGGAAAUGGAAAUAAAGAAUUAAAUUUACCAGUAUUAGAACCAUAUAAUGUUAAAAAACUUGUUAUAUCAGAUAGAAAUCAAGGUAGUUCUCUUGGUUUAGAUCUAAUAUUUAAUGAUGUAGAAUUUCGUGGUUUAUCUAAAGCGAUUGUUGAUAAAAUAGUUGGUUUUGAAGCUGAUCCUUCGACAAGUAAAUUUGAAUUUUAUGGUUUAAUACCAAGAUUUGAAUUAAAAGCAAAAUAUGUUGCAAAUGGUAGAAUAUUAAUAUUACCAAUACAAGGUGAAGGUGAUGCAAAUAUUGUUGGUUUAAAUGUUAAAGUAUCAGUUAAAUUUAAACCAACAGUAAAUGUUAAGAAUGGAAAAAAAUAUUUGGAUAAGGUCAAAGUAAAACUUCUUUUACAACCUGCUAAGAUUGAGACACGAUUGGAUAACUUAUUUAACGGUGAUAAAUUGUUAGGUGAAAAUAUGAAUAGAUUUUUGAAUGAAAAUUGGUCUGAUGUAUGGGAAGAACUCGCUCCAAAUGUUAAUACAGCUUUAGCAGAUGUUGUAACAAAUAUUUUAACACAGGUCUUUGAUACCUUAAGUUAUGAUGAGUUUUAUUUAAAUUAAGUAAAAUAAAAAAAUCUUAAUAUUAUUAGUGAAAAAAAAAAUACUUUGAAAUUAUUUCCAAAAAUGUACAAAAGUAUAUAUGUAUGUGUAUACAAAUAUAAAUAUAAUGUUAUGUGAAAAGAAAUAUAUUUUGUG
Molecule: messenger RNA, 940 nt
Organism: Condylostylus longicornis
Lineage: Eukaryota; Metazoa; Arthropoda; Insecta; Diptera; Dolichopodidae
Product: protein takeout-like
Exons: 3
Coding region: 44-805 (253 amino acids)
Source: RefSeq, a predicted model, not a curated record